UACUGUUGACAGACUGGCGUUGAACCUCUCCCAACAACCAGGUAGACGUAAGGACGUCACACGUUAUUAGUUUAGAGUUAAAGUAAUGACAGUUAAACACGUCCUCCCUUCAUGCUUACUUUCAACAAAAAAGAAGUUAUGGAUAUUUGCGACGGGAAGAAAAGGAGAAAGGUAAGCGGCGGUGUGCGGGGCUGCAGGCGGAGCGUGGCCGGGAAGAUGAAGCGGGAGGCGGGUAAAAUCCUCCGCUCUCUCACGGUGGAGGACAACAAUCAUACGGAGCCCAUGGAGGAGGAGGAGGAGGAGGAGGAGGAGGAGGAGGAUGACUGCUUCUCUAUCAGCUUCCUCCGGAGCGACCGGCUGGAGCCCGCCAUGGUGAUGUCUCCGCGGUACAGUCUGCUGCGGGAGGUGGGCCGGGGUAGCUACGGGGUGGUGUAUGAGGCUAUAGCCCGGAAAACAGGGGCUCGGUUGGCGGUGAAGAGGCUACAAUGCGACGCUCCGGAAAAUGUAGAGCUAGCUCUGGCCGAGUUCUGGGCCUUGACAAGUCUGGAGAAUCGACACCAGAAUGUGGUCCAGCUGGAGGAGUGUGUCCUGCAGAGGAACGGCUUAGCCCAGAAGAUGAGCCAUGGGAACAAGAGAUCCAAACAAUACCUGGGUCUGGUGGAGAUGUCACUCAAAGGGGAGCGCAUCCUGGGUUACCCAGCAGAGCCAUGCUACCUCUGGUUCGUCAUGGAGUUUUGUGAGGGUGGAGAUCUCAAUCAGUACAUAUUGUCUCGUCGGCCUGACCGCCAAACCAACAGAAGCUUUAUGCGCCAGAUGACGAGCGCGGUGGCUUUCCUGCACAAGAACAACAUUGUCCAUCGUGAUCUGAAGCCAGACAACAUACUCAUCUCACAGAAAUCUGGUUCACCUGUUCUGAAAGUUGCUGACUUUGGACUCAGUAAAGUUUGUGCUGGCCUGAACUCCAAGAAUAGUGAAGAAUACCCUGCAGCAGGAGCAGGAAGCAAGGACAGCAACCAGAACAACAUGGGCAACAUAAACAAGUUUUGGUUGUCGUCAGCUUGCGGUUCAGACUUCUACAUGGCCCCCGAGGUUUGGGAGGGCCACUACACAGCUAAGGCUGAUAUAUUCGCUCUGGGCAUCAUCAUAUGGGCAAUGAUCGAGCGGAUCACUUUCAUUGAUGCAGAGUCCAAACGUGAACUGCUGGGCACCUACGUCCGGCAGGGCACUGACAUUGUACCUGUUGGGGAGGCACUUUUGGAAAAUCCUAAGAUGGUUCUGCACAUCCCUCAGAAGGCCAGGAGCUCCAUGUCUGAGGGGGUUAAGAAACUCCUACAGGACAUGCUUGCAGUCAACCCUCAGGACCGACCAGACGCCUUCCAGCUGGAGGUGCGAAUGGACCAAGUCACAUGUGCAUCGUGACAGCCCCCACCUUGCCAAUUCUUCUUCUUUUUUUACCCCGACGAGUCAAAGAAGGGACCCCUUUCCUUCCCAGCUUUGUUUACUUCGUGGACUGGACCCCAGAGAAAAAGAGACUGUGAAGAAUCCACAAUCAUAUUUUGAGUGGGAAGAGAUCGACUGGCUGAUGAUUCCAAAACCCGGUGAUGGGAACAAUAUGCAAAUGAGAC
This is a messenger RNA of Scomber japonicus (chub mackerel), 1625 nucleotides long. RefSeq names its product serine/threonine kinase 35 (gene stk35). Gene Ontology annotation, biological process: peptidyl-serine phosphorylation; positive regulation of autophagy; autophagy. The record is from RefSeq and is a predicted model, not a curated record. Gene Ontology annotation, molecular function: ATP binding; protein serine/threonine kinase activity. Lineage: Eukaryota; Metazoa; Chordata; Actinopteri; Scombriformes; Scombridae. Gene Ontology annotation, cellular component: cytoplasm; autophagosome. The coding region runs from base 112 to 1419 and encodes 435 amino acids. The transcript has 3 exons.